CCCUAACGAGCACCUAUAUUUAUAAGGAAAAGGCAAUUCCUCACCUCCGUCUUUGCUCCUUCAUUUGUUUACCGCCGCAUCAUCUUCCUCGCAGGUAAGUAAGCAAGUCACAGGCAAACCGAAAAGAUGGGGCGUGUCCGAACCAAGACGGUGAAGAAAUCAUCUCGUCAGGUGAUCGAGAAAUACUACUCUCGCAUGACACUCGACUUCCACACCAACAAGAAGAUCCUCGAAGAAGUCGCAAUCAUCCCUUCGAAGCGUCUCCGCAAUAAGAUCGCCGGAUUCUCCACCCAUCUCAUGAAGAGGAUCCAGAAGGGACCAGUGCGUGGCAUCUCACUCAAGCUCCAAGAGGAAGAGCGUGAGCGCCGCAUGGACUUUGUCCCCGACGAGUCUGCUAUCAGGACCGAUGUGAUCAAGGUCGACAAAGAGACUCUCGAGAUGCUUGCUUCCCUUGGAAUGGGUGACACUCCUGGCGUCUCUAUAGUCGAGACACAGGCUCCGGCACCUACUUUUAACAGGCCACCCAGAAGGUUCUGAGGAGAGUUUGUUUGACUGUUGUUUUUAUUUCUUCACUGUUAGGGACAAAAGAGUUGCAUUUCGAGUGUUUAUGUCUUUUGAUUCUAGACUUAUGUCUGAAACUGAAAGUUAAGACUCUUUUUCUAUUCCAUGCUUUUUGAGUUUUGAUGAUC
This is a messenger RNA of Raphanus sativus (radish), 689 nucleotides long. RefSeq names its product 40S ribosomal protein S17-4. NCBI's taxonomy places the organism in Eukaryota, Viridiplantae, Streptophyta, Magnoliopsida, Brassicales, Brassicaceae. The record is from RefSeq and is a predicted model, not a curated record. Gene Ontology annotation, biological process: translation. Gene Ontology annotation, molecular function: structural constituent of ribosome. The coding region runs from base 127 to 537 and encodes 136 amino acids. The transcript is spliced from 2 exons. Gene Ontology annotation, cellular component: ribosome.